This is a messenger RNA of Dama dama (fallow deer), 8997 nucleotides long. RefSeq names its product tetratricopeptide repeat domain 28 (gene TTC28). Lineage: Eukaryota; Metazoa; Chordata; Mammalia; Artiodactyla; Cervidae. The record is from RefSeq and is a predicted model, not a curated record. Gene Ontology annotation, molecular function: protein binding. Bases 653 to 7741 code for a protein of 2362 amino acids. The transcript has 22 exons.
AACACACAAACCAAGUUUUCCUAUUUACAGUGUUAAGGGAAGGUAGACAUUUCGGGAAGGGUAGAUCCUUUCCCCAAGUUAUCCAAGAAGGAAGAGAAAACAGCGUAAAGAAGCUCUGAUUACAGAUCUUUGGAAUUUUCUUUGCUAAAUUUUACAAACGAGAAAUACACUCAGAAUUUUGGGAAUUGCUCCAGGCUGCGCGUGAGGGUUUGAUUGCUUGUCUAAUCUUUUUUUGAGAAGAGGAGAAUUCGUCAAAAGGGGUUUGGAUGGCAGGAACCCGACUGGGUUUCUGCAGCAGCUUGCGUCCUCUGGCUCUUCUCUGAGGGAGGGUCUCUGCGCCGGCUUGGAGACCCCCUGCUGCAGGCUCCUUUUGCGGGCGCUGGCCCGAGGGGAAAAUGCUCCGCUCUGGCUGGAGUAUUCUGGUUGCUGCUGGGACUUCCUAGCCCCGUGGGGAGCGUGUUCCUGGUUUGGGGAUACUUCACUGAACUGCAGGCGAAAAGACUGGACUCUCUGGGCUCUUUCCCUUCGCGGUGAAUAUGGGAAAGAAUUAGGGGGUGGGAGGCAGGCAGCAUGACUUGGAGUCGCCGCUGCCCUGCAUCUGCCCCCAGCCCCCAGCCAGCAUCUUGAUGUUCCACAUAUCGGCUGUACAAAUAUGAUGAAAUGGCAGCCCCGGAAGAAGGCAUACUUCCGACAGGGUGUUGCCCUCCAGUACCUCGGACGUCAUGCCGAUGCCCUGGCAGCCUUUGCAUCUGGGUUGGCUCAGGACCCCAAGAGUCUCCAGCUUCUGGUGGGGAUGGUAGAAGCAGCCAUGAAAUCUCCCAUGAGAGACUCCCUCGAGCCCACUUAUCAGCAACUUCAGAAAAUGAAACUGGACAAGAGCCCCUUUGUGGUUGUCUCUGUGGUUGGGCAGGAACUCCUGACAGCUGGCCAUCACGGGGCCUCUGUGGUUGUCUUAGAAGCCGCUCUGAAGAUUGGCACCUGCAGCCUCAAACUGAGAGGUUCCGUUUUCUCUGCACUGAGCAGUGCUUACUGGUCUCUCGGAAACACAGAGAAGAGCACGGGAUACAUGCAGCAGGACUUGGAUGUAGCCAAGACCUUAGGUGACCAGACAGGAGAAUGCCGAGCUCAUGGGAACCUGGGCUCUGCAUUCUUCUCCAAAGGAAAUUACCGGGAGGCUCUCACUAACCACAGGCAUCAGUUGGUGCUUGCCAUGAAACUCAAGGAUCGAGAGGCAGCUUCAUCAGCCCUGAGCAGUCUGGGCCACGUGUACACAGCCAUUGGAGAUUACCCCAAUGCACUGGCCAGUCACAAACAGUGUGUUCUUCUUGCCAAGCAAUCCAAAGAUGAGCUUUCUGAAGCCCGAGAACUCGGCAACAUGGGAGCUGUGUAUAUUGCCAUGGGUGACUUUGAGAAUGCUGUGCAGUGCCAUGAGCAGCAUCUGAAGAUAGCCAAGGACCUGGGGAACAAGCGAGAAGAGGCCCGGGCCUACAGCAAUCUGGGCAGUGCCUAUCACUACAGGAGGAACUUUGACAAGGCCAUGUCUUAUCACAACUACGUGCUGGAGCUGGCGCAGGAGCUGAUGGAGAAGGCCAUUGAGAUGCGGGCCUAUGCUGGCCUGGGCCACGCUGCCAGGUGCAUGCAGGAUUUGGAGAGGGCUAAACAGUACCACGAGCAGCAGCUGGGCAUCGCUGAGGAUCUCAAGGACCGGGCUGCAGAGGGGCGCGCGUCCUCCAACCUGGGAAUCAUACACCAGAUGAAAGGUGAUUAUGACACUGCGCUGAAACUCCACAAGACCCACUUGUGCAUCGCCCAGGAGCUGAGCGACUACGCUGCCCAGGGCCGCGCCUAUGGAAAUAUGGGCAAUGCCUACAAUGCUCUGGGCAUGUAUGACCAGGCGGUCAAGUACCACCGGCAGGAGCUACAGAUCUCCAUGGAAGUGAACGACCGUGCCUCACAGGCGUCCACGCACGGGAACCUCGCCGUGGCCUACCAGGCCCUGGGCGCCCACGACCGCGCCCUGCAGCACUAUCAGAACCACUUGAACAUCGCCCGGGAGCUGCGAGACAUCCAGAGCGAGGCGCGGGCUCUCAGCAACCUGGGCAACUUCCACUGCUCUCGAGGGGAGUAUGUCCAGGCCGCCCCCUAUUACGAGCAGUACCUCCGACUUGCUCCUGACCUUCAAGACAUGGAGGGAGAAGGAAAGGUCUGCCACAACCUCGGCUACGCCCAUUACUGCCUUGGAAAUUACCAGGAGGCAGUAAAGUACUAUGAGCAGGAUCUGGCCCUGGCCAAAGACCUUCAUGACAAAUUGAGUCAAGCAAAAGCUUACUGCAACUUGGGCUUAGCGUUCAAGGCUCUGCUGAAUUUCAGCAAAGCUGAAGAGUGUCAAAAGUACCUACUGUCCCUAGCCCAGUCCCUGAAUAAUUCCCAGGCUAAAUUUAGAGCCCUGGGGAACCUGGGCGAUAUAUUUAUCUGUAAAAAAGAUAUCAAUGGUGCAAUAAAAUUCUAUGAGCAGCAGCUGGGCUUGGCUCACCACGUGAAGGACAGGAGACUGGAGGCCAGUGCAUAUGCAGCCCUGGGCACCGCAUACCGAAUGAUCCAGAAACACGACAAGGCCUUGGGUUAUCACACACAGGAGCUGGAGGUAUAUCAGGAACUGAGUGACCUGCCGGGAGAGUGCAGAGCUCAUGGGCACCUGGCCGCAGUCUACAUGGCCCUGGGGAAGUACACAAUGGCUUUCAAGUGUUAUGAAGAGCAGCUGGACCUAGGGCAGAAGCUGAAGGACCCCAGUCUCGAAGCCCAGGUCUAUGGCAACAUGGGCAUCACAAAAAUGAACAUGAAUGUGAUGGAAGAAGCCAUCGGCUACUUCGAGCAGCAGCUGGCCAUGCUGCAGCAGCUGAGUGGGAACGAGUCUGUGCUCGACAGGGGCCGGGCCUAUGGCAACCUGGGGGAUUGCUACGAGGCCCUGGGCGACUACGAGGAAGCUAUCAAGUACUAUGAACAGUACUUAUCUGUUGCCCAGAGUCUGAAUCGAAUGCAAGACCAAGCCAAGGCUUACCGAGGCCUGGGAAAUGGACACAGGGCAAUGGGGAGCUUGCAGCAAGCCCUGGUGUGCUUUGAAAAGAGGCUUGUGGUCGCCCACGAGCUUGGGGAGGCCUUUAAUAAAGCCCAGGCCUACGGCGAGCUGGGAAGUCUGCACAGCCAAUUAGGGAAUUAUGAACAAGCCAUUUCCUGCCUUGAACGCCAGCUGAACAUUGCUAGAGAGAUGAAGGACCGAGCUCUGGAAAGUGAUGCAGCCUGUGGCCUGGGGGGUGUGUACCAGCAGAUGGGGGAGUACGAUACAGCCCUGCAGUACCACCAGCUGGAUCUGCAGAUUGCCGAGGAGACCAACAACCCCACAUGCCAGGGCCGGGCCUACGGGAACCUGGGCCUGACCUAUGAGUCCCUGGGCACCUUUGAGAGAGCUGUGGUCUAUCAGGAGCAGCACUUGAGCAUCGCUGCACAGAUGAACGACUUGGUGGCCAAGACGGUGUCUUACAGCAGCCUCGGAAGGACGCAUCAUGCUCUGCAGAACUACUCCCAGGCAGUCAUGUACUUGCAGGAAGGUUUAAGGUUAGCAGAGCAGCUGGGCCGAAGAGAAGAUGAAGCCAAAAUUCGCCAUGGUCUUGGCCUCUCCCUCUGGGCGAGCGGGAAUCUGGAGGAGGCCCAACAUCAGCUCUACCGGGCAUCAGCCUUGUUUGAGACAAUCCGACACGAAGCGCAGCUGAGCACGGACUACAAGCUCUCCCUCUUCGACCUGCAGACGUCCUCCUACCAGGCCUUGCAGCGAGUACUCGUCAGCCUCGGCCAUCAUGAUGAAGCUCUGGCCGUGGCAGAAAGAGGACGGACAAGGGCGUUUGCAGAUCUCCUGGUAGAACGACAAACAGGACAGCAGGACUCUGACCCCUACUCCCCGGUCACUGUUGAUCAGAUCUUAGAGAUGGUUAAUGGCCAGAGGGGACUAGUGCUUUACUACUCCCUGGCGGCGGGCUACCUCUACAGCUGGCUGCUGGCUCCUGGGGCAGGAAUUCUGAAGUUUCAUGAACACUACCUGGGAGACACCACGGUAGAAAACUCCAGUGACUUCCAGACAGGCAGCAGCACAGCCCUUCCAUCAGCCGCAAGCUCGGCCCUGGAGCAGCACGUUGCCAGCGUGCGGGAGGCCCUGGGUGUGGACUCCUGCUACUCGAGGGCCUGUGCCAGCAGUGAGACCGAGAGUGAAGCCGGAGACAUCAUGGACCAGCAGUUCGAGGAGAUGAACAACAGGCUCAACUCGGUCACCGACCCCACUGGCUUUCUCCGGAUGGUUCGCCGCAACAACCUCUUUAACAGGAGCUGCCAGAGCGUGACCAGCCUGGUGGGCAGUGCUGCAUCGCCUGUCAAGGACGGGGCCUCCUCUCUUCCCAGGAGGCAGAGCUCGUUCGCCAGGCCGCCGCUCCGCGCCCUGUACGACCUGCUUGUGGCGCCCAUGGAAGGGGGCCUGAUGCACUCCAGUGGCCCCGUGGGCCGGCACCGGCAGCUGGUCCUGGUCCUGGAAGGGGACCUCUACCUCAUCCCGUUUGCCCUCCUGAAGGGGAGCUCCUCCAACGAGUACUUGUACGAGCGCUUUGCCCUCAUCGCCGUCCCCUCCAUCCGCUCCCUCGGCCCGCAGGCCAAGUCUCAGCUGAGGAAGAGCCCGCCCGCCUACUCCAGCUCCACGUCCAUGGCGGCGGUGGUCGGCAACCCCAAGCUGCCGUCGGCGGUGAUGGACCGGUGGCUGUGGGGCCCGAUGCCCGCGGCCGAGGAGGAGGCCCACAUGGUGUCCGAGCUGCUGGGCUGCCAGCCGCUGGUGGGCAGCGUGGCCACCAAGGAGCGCGUCGUGAGUGCCCUGACGCAGGCUGAGUGCGUGCACUUCGCCACCCACAUCUCUUGGAAACUAUCGGCCCUGGUCCUCACGCCCAGCGUGGACGGCACCCCUGCGGGCGGCAAGAGCUCCUUCGGCCACCCCUACACCAUCCCCGAGUCCCUGCGGGUGCAGGACGACGCCAGCGACGGCGAGAGCCUCUCGGACUGCCCGCCGCUGCAGGAGCUGCUGCUCACGGCCGCCGACGUCCUGGACCUGCGGCUGCCCGUCAAGCUGGUGGUGCUCGGCUCCUCCCAGGAGUCCAGCGGCAAGAUCACGGCCGACGGGGUGGUGGCGCUGACGCGGGCCUUCCUGGCGGCCGGCGCGCAGUGUGUCCUCGUGUCUCUGUGGCCCGUGCCCGUGGCUGCUUCCAAGGUGUUCCUGCACGCCCUGUACUCGUCCCUGCUGAAUGGCCUGAAGGCCAGCGCGGCGCUGGGCGAGGCCAUGAAGGUGGUGCAGAGCAGCAAGGCCUUCUCACACCCCUCCAACUGGGCAGGGUUCAUGCUUAUCGGCAGCGACGUGAAGCUCAACAGUCCCUCCUCGCUCAUCGGUCAGGCCCUCACCGAGAUCCUCCAGCACCCGGAGCGCGCGCGGGAUGCCCUGCGAGUGCUGCUGCACCUGGUGGAGAAGUCACUGCAGCGCAUUCAGAAUGGGCAGCGCAACGCCAUGUACACGUCGCAGCAGAGCGUGGAGAACAAAGUGGGCGGCAUCCCCGGCUGGCAGGCCCUCCUCACCGCCGUGGGCUUCCGGCUGGACCCCCCGGCCAGCGGCCUGCCAGCGGCCGUCUUCUUCCCGACCUCUGACCCGGGCGAGCGGCUGCAGCAGUGCAGCAGCACCAUCCAGUCCCUGCUGGGUCUGCCCAACCCUGCCCUCCAAGCCCUCUGCAAACUCAUCACGGCCUCGGAGACGGGCGAGCAGCUCAUCAGCCGGGCUGUUAAAAAUAUGGUUGGAAUGCUCCACCAGGUGCUGGUGCAGCUGCAGGCCGGCGAGAAGGAGCAGGACCUCGCCGCGGCGCCCAUCCAGGUGUCCAUCAGCGUCCAGCUGUGGCGGCUCCCCGGCUGUCACGAGUUCCUGGCGGCUCUAGGUUUUGAUCUCUGUGAGGUCGGGCAGGAGGAAGUAAUCCUGAAAACCGGGAAACAAGCCAAUCGACGGACCAUGCACUUUGCGCUCCAGGCCCUGCUCGCGCUCUUCGAUUCCACCGAGCUACCCAAGCGCCUCAGCCUGGACAGCUCGUCCUCCCUGGAGUCUCUGGCUUCAGCCCAGUCUGUCUCCAACGCUCUGCCCCUGGGCUACCAGCACCCUCCCUUCUCCCCGACUGGGGCGGAGAGCAUAGCCUCAGACGCCAUCUCCGUGUACAGCCUGAGCUCCAUCGCCUCCUCCAUGAGCUUCGUCUCCAAGCCUGACGGGGGGUCAGAAGGCGCGGUCCCUCGGGGACGGCAGGAGUACGAGCGGUCCAAGAACGCCUACCCGCCGCGUGCCGCCCUGCCUCGGAGCCCGCUGUCCCCGCCUGCCCGCCCUGCAGGCGCCAAGGACGAGGAGGAGUAUGAGGGGUUCUCUAUCAUCAGCACGGAGCCCUUGGCAGCCUCCCAGGAAGACCCACCUACGGGCUUCUCUCCCGACCACAAGCAGUCCCGCGUCGGGACAGCGGGCAGUGUCAAAGUUUCGGUGAGCUCCAAGGGGAGCAUCAGCACUCCAAACUCUCCUGUUAAAAUGACUCUGAUUCCCAGCCCAAACUCACCCUUCCAGAAAGUUGGAAAACUAGCCAGUUCAGACACGGGAGAAUCAGACCAGUCGAGCACGGAAACAGAUAGUACCGUGAAGUCCCAAGAAGAAAGCAACCCGAAGCUUGACCCUCAAGAGCUGGCGCAGAAGAUUCUCGAGGAGACGCAGAGCCACCUCCUGGCGGUGGAGCGUCUCCAGCGGGGCGGCGGUCAGGGCUCCAGUGCUGAGGAUGGCGUCUCCGUGCCCAGCAGCACUGCCGUCUUCCGAGCGUCAGAAACCAGUGCCUUCAGCAGGCCUGCCCUCUCCCACCAGAAGAGCCAGCCGUCGUCCUCGCCGGUCUCCAUCAAACCAAAGCCCCCAGCCAGGAGCUCCUCCCUCCCCAAGGUGAGCUCGGGGUACAGCAGCCCCACCGCCUCCGAGGCGUCCGCCAAAGACAGCCCGAGCCAGCACAGCGGCCGGCCGUCGCCCGGCUCCGACUCGCAGACCUCCCUGAGUGACCAGCCGCUCUUCAAGCUGAAGUACCCCAGCUCCCCCUACAGCGCUCACAUCUCCAAAUCUCCAAGGAACAUGUCCCCCAGCUCAGGCCACCAGUCUCCCGCGGGAAGCGCACCGUCCCCGGCUCUCUCCUACUCCUCGGCGGGCUCCGCACGAUCCAGCCCCGCAGACCACCCCGACCUUGACAAGCUGAAGAUGGCGGCCAUCGACGAGAAGGUGCAGGCGGUCCACAACCUGAAGAUGUUCUGGCAGAGCACACCCCAGCACUCCACGGGACCGAUGAAAAUAUUCCGGGGGGCCCCUGGGACCAUGACUUCUAAGAGAGAUGUCCUCAGCCUAUUAAAUUUGUCACCUCGGCACAACAAGAAGGAGGAGGGCGCAGACAAGCUGGAACUCAAGGAGCUGUCUUUGCAGCGACGUGGAGAAACACCGCCCAAGGCCCCUCCCAACGGACACUGGCACACGGAGACCACCUCGCUGAGCACGCUGCCGCUGCCCGCGCGCCCACCCGCCCCGGCUCCCACGCGCCCUUUGAGACUUCCUUCUGGAAAUGGCUACAAGUUUCUGUCCCCGGGAAGAUUUUUUCCUUCCUCUAAAUGCUAGAGCAUCUUUUAUACCCACCGACAGCAACCCGGAGCGCAGCGGCCCAGCUGGCUCUCCGCAUUCACUUGGCUGCCCCUGCGUGAGCAUGCACUGCCGGCCCUGGUGGUCCCCGGGGACUCUGGGCAGACUCCCCAAAAGCCAGGACUUCUGUGGGGCUGGUACAGGAUGCUCAUGGAAUUUUCUACACACAUCACCAAAUGUUUACCUGUAAGCUCCCUCUUCUCAUCUUUGAUGCGAUUCUUCAACAGGACUUUUGUACAAAAAUGGUCAAGGUUCUGGGGUGGGGGAGGAGAGGGAGUACAUAUUUUGCUAGGAGGUGUAUAUGCAGUACCUUUUAUACACAGAAUACAGAGCUUUUGUAAGGCUUUCAGGUGCUGGUUGGGGGUGGGAUACAUAAAAUCUAAGUUGAAUUCUACAUGAAAGUGUUAUUAUAGUAGCCAAAAAACAGGAUACCGAUUUUAAAAAUGCCAAUGAUCUGUAAUUAAAUUGUAGCAAUUCUGGUCUCACGGUACUGUAACAUCAUAGAACCGAUGCAAUAAUUCACCUGGAAAUAGUGCUUCCAUCCUCAACUCUGCUCUCCUGAGCUCUACCAAUGUCCUUGGAGCCCCGCAGUCAACCAAACUUGAAGUUUCUUAAAAAUUUACGUAACUCGUAUCCAGGCAUUUUAGAACUAUGCAAUUGUGAUUUAAAAUGCAACUUUGUGCUUUUAAAACCUUACUGACCUUUUUUGUACGUGGAUAAACAACUUGGUUUUGUUAUCAAUAGUACUUUGCAUUUAUAGCUAUUAUUUUUAAAAGCUCAAGAAGUUUUUUAAAAUGUCAAAUUUUGAACAGUCAUCAAGUUUUGGGGGGGAGUUUGAAAUUAUUCAGUUUCCUUAUAAGAGAAGAAAAAAAUAGCAAAAAAAAAAAAAAAAUCCUAUGGCUAACUAGAUUUAACCAGAAUCUAGCCUUCCAGCUCCUAUUCCCUUUACUUCCUGCUUAGUUUUAUCAUCUUUUCCCAACUCCAGGCUGCUAACACCUCUUCUACCUACGUCUGCUGCCAGGUUCCCGCCGUCCCAGCACCUCCCACCCGUGAACUGCAUGUGACCCCGUCUUGGUGUGACUGGCUCCUGCGGUCUGAGGACAGACCCUUACUGUCCACGGCCGCAGCAGCAGGGGUCUCUGCUGGGAUGUAUGCAUCUGAGUUACUGCUCAACAGGGAGGGAGAGUCUUAAAUGUGCCGUCAUGGGUGGGGGGGAAAGAGGGAGUCUUCCUACA